AAAGACUCGGGCCAAUGGGGGGACUGUUUGAAUGUCGGCGACGGUUGCCGCUGCAUCCAGUGGCGCGGCGAUUGAUUCAAGAUUCAUCGUCGUGGAGCCCACCGUUGUAAACAUGUCACUGAGGAAGUCUAUCGGCAAUCCCGAGUUUCUGAAUAAAAGAGUUGUACCAAAUCCGAAAUACAGAUAUGUCCGAGCACGGAUUGAUACCGGAUAUAGCCUUUCAAAGUACAUGGAAAAAAUUGAAGAGUUAAGAAAAAAUUAUAGAUAUAAAAGAGAUGAAUUAUUCAAAAGAUUGAAAGUCACAACAUUUGCCCAAUUGGUGCUACAGGUGGCUUGCGUGAAUGAACAGGAUAAUGGGAUGUUUGAAGAACUGCACCGGGAGGAAGUGUUGUUCCCUUCAGAUUUGAAUUCUGUGGUCUCUGCAGCUGAGCCUGGGCUGAAUACAAUAAAGUCCUCUAAUGAACAAAGUACAGUGGAGAUUCUACGGAAAUGUCCAGCUGAUAUAAUAAGUAAUGAUGGGUCUGGUGAAAAACCAUUUACGGCUCGUUCCACCCUCCAAAGUGUUAUAAGUGGCGUUGGGGAAAUAGAGCUGGAGAGAAAACAAAAAGAGAUUCGCUCUAAGCCCUCUGAAUGUCCUGAAAAAACAGAUAGACCUUAUCCUGACUGCCCUUUCCUACUAUUGGAUGUACGAGAUCGUGAUGCUUAUGAUCAUUGUCAUGUUAUUGGAGCCUACAAUUUUCCUAUAGCGACGUUAUCUAGGACUAUGAAUCCUCACUCAAAGGAGAUUCUGGAAUAUAAAAAUGCACCUGGGAAAAUCAUUCUUCUUUAUGAUGAAGACGAGCGAAUAGCUAGCCUGGCUGCUACAACGUUGUGUGAGAGAGGUUUUGAGAAUCUCUUCAUGCUGUCAGGAGGUCUGAAAGUAGUUGCACAAAUGUUCCCAGAAGGACUAACCACUGGUUCAAUUCCACCAUCGUGCCAACCUCCAGUUAUCCCAAUGCCUCAUCAGAGGCGAUCAACUGCUCAAGAACCACCAUACCCUGCAGAAGAUAAGUUCCGCUUCACUGAAGCUAAUUUAAACAAGAUCCGGCAUUACCUGGAUGAGAUUCUAAUACCAUCCAAUGUAUCCAGCAACUUCAGCCGCCAUUUCAUCUUCAAGAACACAGCUGAAGACAUCUGGCAGCUAUGCCUCUUCUGUUGCUGGUUCCAUUAGUGCUCGAUCGCGGGCAAACAGUAUACAAAAUAAGCCAUGGAAAUAAGAUGCAGAAUAUAAUUUAUUCAAUUGUUUUAAAUCUGAUUCUU
Messenger RNA from Amblyraja radiata (thorny skate), 1299 nucleotides. It is a transcript of the gene cep41, whose product is annotated as centrosomal protein 41. The record is from RefSeq and is a predicted model, not a curated record. Gene Ontology annotation, biological process: cilium assembly. Bases 32 to 1210 code for a protein of 392 amino acids. Gene Ontology annotation, cellular component: ciliary basal body. The transcript is spliced from 11 exons. NCBI's taxonomy places the organism in Eukaryota, Metazoa, Chordata, Chondrichthyes, Rajiformes, Rajidae.